Molecule: messenger RNA, 1407 nt
Organism: Phaedon cochleariae (mustard beetle)
Lineage: Eukaryota; Metazoa; Arthropoda; Insecta; Coleoptera; Chrysomelidae
Source: the annotation of a GenBank genome assembly
CUCACAUCAACCACAAAUUAUCAGUGUCACUCAUCAUCAUGCAUCAGAACAUCGUCUCAAAAUUCUCAGUGAAAACAUAAAAUGAAGCAAAAUGCCUGGCAGAGAAAUCGUCCAAAUCCACAUCGGUCAAGCUGGAGUCCAAAUAGCCAACGCAUGCUGGGAACUGUACUGUCUCGAACACGGAAUCAAAGUCGAUGGCACUCUAUACGAAUAUGACAAGGCAGACACUAGCUACAGCCCUUUCUUCAACGUUACUGGAGCUGGACAGGCGGUACCUCGAGUGGUGAUGAUCGAUCUAGAGCCUACGGUGAUUGACGAGAUCCGAACUGGCUGGUACAGGCAUCUGUUCCAUCCAGAUCAGUUACUUACUGGGAAGGAAGAUGCAGCCAAUAAUUACGCUAGGGGAAAGUAUGGAAUUGGAAGGGAAAUGUUGGAUCUGGCACUGGAUAGGACCAGGCUGAUAGCUGAAGAUUGCGGUCACCUACAGGGUUUCAUAAUCUUCAGAGCUUUUGGAGGAGGAACAGGCGGUGGUUUCACCUCCCUCUUCUUGGAGAAUCUAGGAUCCGACUACAAAAAAACCAGCGUCUUGGAGUUCGCCGUCUUUCCAUCUCCGAAAGUCUCAACCAUAAUCGUCGAGCCAUACAACGCGGUUCUAGCAACCAACGGAUCAAUCGAACACGAAGACGUGUGCUUCGUCAUGGACAACGAGGCAGUCUACGACAUAUUGAAUAGAAGUUUAGAUACUCCGAGACCAACUUACACCAACCUGAACCGACUCCUAGGUCAAGUGGUUUCGGGAGUUACCGCUUCGCUGCGCUUCGAAGGGGCUGUUAACGUGGAUCUGUCUGAGUUCCAGACGAAUCUAGUUCCCUAUCCGAGGAUACAUUUUCCGCUCAUAACGUUUGCCCCUUUCAUACCUGCGAAUAAAGCAUCCCACGAGCAGUUAUCUGUGGCUCAGCUUACCAAUGCCUGUUUCGAACCAGCAAAUCAAAUGGUGAAAUGUGACCCCAGGAAUGGCAAGUACAUGUCCUGCUGUCUCCUCUACCGUGGAGAUAUCGCCCCAACUGAUGUCAACAACGCCAUCAGCAACAUCAAAAGCAAAAGGUCCAUCCAGUUCGUGGACUGGUGUCCAACAGGGUUCAAAGUCGGCAUCAAUUACCAACCCCCCAUGGCGGUGCCUGGUGGAGAUUUGGCCAAGACCACGAGGGCAGUGACAAUGCUGUCUAACAGCACCGCUAUCAGGGAAGCUUGGGAGAGAUUGUUGAGGAAAUUCAACUUGAUGUAUCCCCAGUAAUCUUUUGUGCAUCAUUAUGUUGGUGAGGGCAUGGAGGAGGGGGAGUUCCAGGAUGCCAAGGAAGACUUGCAGGCUUUGAUAAUGGACUACAAAGAAGUUGACAGUGGUUGAUG